AUGUUGCCAUAUCGUUCAUAUUACGUAGCGGGAAGAUGUUAUUAUGGUGUAACAAGGAGUUCGGAUGAUGAAAAUGCGUGUGAAGCAGUUAAACUGAAUCCAAAAAUAUCGACAAUGCCACAAAUGGCAUCUAUUGAAAAUAGAAAUUUGCUCGAAGUGUUGAAACAAAGCUCAGUUUUCAACCCAAAUGUGGCUUACAAGGUGAAGUUUAGCUUCGAUGGUUCGAAAACAUUCAUGAAGGGCAGUGAAGAAGGAUAUUUAUGCGAAAUAAGAGAUCCUUCAUUAUGUCCAAAAGGUUUUAAGAAGAUGAAUGACAAAUGCUUUAAGCUUAAUACAUAUGCAGAAAAUAUGGAAAAGGCUGCUGAUAACUGUCGCGAACAAAAUACCAAAUCAUCGCUCGCACCUAUGCACGAAACUUUGGUGGGCAGGCGACGAGUGGAAUAUGGGUUGGAAUCGUUUUCGCGGAUUAUUAUUGGGCCGAUAUUAGGGACUACGAAAAAAGCGACUCGGUUUCAUAUUACAGAUGGUAUGUAUACUCAGAAAUCAGUGAAAUCUGCAAAAUCGAACACGGCAGUAAUUUUACAUUCAACAACAAAUGAUAAGCAGGGCAAAACACAUUUCGGCUACUGGAGUAAUACAUUUGAGUCUGAAAAGCACUUAUACUUCUGCCAAACUGACCCUCUGUCAGAGUUCACUAGUGAUACUACAGGGCUCAGUGAACAAGAAGAGAUUAUUCCUUUAAAGCCAUCAUCACCAACUGAUGAAGGUAUGAAAUUAUAA
This is a messenger RNA of Dracunculus medinensis (Guinea worm), 780 nucleotides long. The record is from the annotation of a GenBank genome assembly. NCBI's taxonomy places the organism in Eukaryota, Metazoa, Nematoda, Chromadorea, Rhabditida, Dracunculidae.